UCACGUGAAAAUCACAUGUCUCUGUCAACACUUCCUGGUUUCGAGGUUUGUGCAGCAAUGCAGGUUUGGCUUCAUGUCGCGGUGAUUUUAAGCGUUUUCUGUGAAUUAUCAGAAGGUGAUGAAUUUUGCUUUGCAUCAUAUUAUGGAGAGCACAUGGUCCUGCAGAGAGCUCCAGAGAAAGCCGUGGUGUGGGGGUAUGGCACAGCUGGAGCUGAGGUUCAGAUCACUUUAGCAGGACCACAAAAUGAACAAGUAAAAUCUGUUCCUGUCCUUGAAGGCAUUUGGAAGGUGAUUCUUGAUCCGGUUCAGGCUGGUGGUCCCUAUAAUCUGACUGCUGUUCAGAAAGGAAACAAGAUUGUACUCACAGACGUGCUGUUUGGAGAUGUUUGGUUAUGUGGUGGCCAGAGCAACAUGGCCUUCACACUCGGUCAGGUAUAUAAUGCCUCAGAGGAGCUGGCCAUGGCCACUAAGUUCCCUAAUGUCAGGGUCUUCCAGGCUGCACUGGAGACGAGCAGUGUUGAGUUGAUUGACCUUGCAGGUGUUGAGGUACCAUGGUCCCGUCCUACACCAGAGAUCCUUGGAGGAAAGGAUUUCACCCACUUCUCAGCCGUUUGCUGGUUGUUUGGCCGCUACCUUUACGAGAGUCUGAAAUAUCCGAUCGGGUUGGUGGAGUCGUGUUGGGGUGGGACCCCUGUAGAGGCUUGGUCCUCCCUCAGAGCACUACAGAGCUGUGGCCUCAAGGAACCUGAGAGCAGAUCCCCAGUAUACACUUUUCCCAAGAGUGCCAUGAGUAACAGCUUAUCAUACACUGAUGAUGAACAGUGGAAUAAAGAGUGGAGCAGUACAGUGUUAUGGAAUGCCAUGAUCCACCCUCUGCUCAGCAUGACCAUCAAAGGAGCCAUAUGGUACCAAGGUGAAGCCAACGCACAGUACAACCAGGACAAGUACUCAUGCACUUUCCCAGCUAUGAUCGAUGACUGGAGAAUGGCGUUCCACACAGGCUCGGAGGGCCAGACUGCACAAGAUUUCCCAUUUGGAUUUGUACAGCUGAGCACCUAUAGGAUAGCCACACAGGAUGGAUUUCCAGAGAUUCGCUGGCACCAGACAGCAGACUACGGCUUUGUUCCAAAUGAGCGCAUGAAGAAAACUUUCAUGGCUGUUGCUAUGGACUUACCAGAUGUGUUUUCACCCUGGGGCAGCAUUCACCCACGGGAUAAACAGGAUGUAGCGUACAGGCUGGUGCUUGGUGCGCGAGCUAUAGCCUAUGAGGAAACGGGCGUGUCCUUCAAGGGUCCUUUUCCCAUCCGGGUCCUGAUUGAGAACACCACCAUAAUCAUCACUUACGAUCAAAAAAUCAGAGCCACGCUUUCCAGUGGCACUUUUGAGAUCUGCUGCUCUAAGGAGAAGAAACCGUGUACCUCAGGUUCCCAAUGGAUUCCUGCUCCAAUGAAGCAAAAGGAAAGUGAUUAUGUCAUGAUAUCAAUAGCUGAGUGUCCCGUUGAUAAUGUAACUGCUUUGCGUUACGCGUGGAGAGACUGGCCGUGUGCUUUUAAAGCAUGUCCCAUCUACAGCGCAGACGGAGUCUUACCUGCUCCACUGUUCAUCAUUGAACAAUGGCCAACACACAGCUGAUGAUGGAGUCAAAAACAGUUCCUCUGUACAUACAGUAUGUGGAAGAAAUGAAAUACUUUCAAGACACGCCGCAUGAUCGUAUUUAUGAAUUGAACAGUUGACAGCUGGGGAUAUCACAAUUUUUCUGCAGGUGGUCCGUCAGCGAUUUAAGGUACUAAUGGGGUUAUUAGUUCAAAUCCCAGAACCGUCUGAGAGCUACGUUUGGGCAUUUGAUGAUUCUGAUGUAUGAGGUGAACUUGGCAGUGGGUAGGAAUUGACAUGACAAAAGUAAGCCAAAUGAGAAAUACACUUUUGGUGUAUAUGCUGCUACUCCAUGAUUAACCUGCAGGUGGCGAUAUUGUCAAAGCGUGCAGACACGGUUGGGAGUCUAGGAAAUUUCUGAAGUGUAUGUACAGUGGAUAUAAAAAGUCUACACGCCCUUGUUAAAACGGCAGGUUCCCACCUUUAAUGUGAAAUUGCAGAGUAUACAAAUAAAGUGGCAAACAGUCAGACACAUUUUAGGGAAAAAUAAAAAUUUACAAUAACCUAGUUGCACAAAUGUGCACACCCUUUUAUAAUGGGGCGAGAAAAGAUCUGACGAUUUACGUGUCAUUCUUUUACUUCACAAAAACCUGCCAUUUUAACAGGGGUGUGUAGACUUUUUAUAUCCAUUGCACAUAGUGGUUAAAUCAGUUUACCAUUUUUGACAUAUUUGCACUCAUAUUUUUCUUUAAUUUUCUUCAGUUGCUGUAAUAGGAAAAUAAAUAAAUGUAAUUUGUUAUGAAAAUAUGCGUAAAUUAUUAUUAAAAUGUAAUAUAUUUUUGUUGUAAUUCACAAUUACUAAUCAUGUUGGCUUGCUUUUCACACUAAUUUUCACACAAACAGCAAUAAAGCACUCAGAUUUACCAAAGAGA
Ictalurus punctatus (channel catfish) is the source of this 2525-nucleotide messenger RNA. RefSeq names its product sialic acid acetylesterase (gene siae). Bases 16 to 1632 code for a protein of 538 amino acids. Gene Ontology annotation, biological process: carbohydrate metabolic process. NCBI's taxonomy places the organism in Eukaryota, Metazoa, Chordata, Actinopteri, Siluriformes, Ictaluridae. The transcript is spliced from 10 exons. Gene Ontology annotation, molecular function: sialate O-acetylesterase activity. The record is from RefSeq and is a predicted model, not a curated record.